UUCGGCAUUAGCUGCAAAAAUGUCAGCGUUGCCCUUUCCAGUAGGACAGAUCGUUUGGGCAAAGAUCAAAGGUUAUAACCGCUGGCCGGCGUGCGUUGAAACGCCACCGGAGAAUGCCAGAAACCGAGGCGUUUACGUGCAAUUUUUUGGAACCGAUAAACCGGGGCAAUUCGGUUGGGUUCCUAAAGGCGGACUAGAGCCAUUCACAGUGGGCGAUCAGUCCAUGAGAGAGCUGUCCAACACGCAGCUGCAGGCAUGCGUGAAACUGGCUGCGUUAAAAAACAACGGGAAUACUGUCGCUCCUCCAGUCGUGCCUCCGAUUCCACAAUGCGAGGUUGACACUGUGCAAGUACAAGGGGAAACUCAAGCCCAAUCAAUUCUCGCGUCCGAGCUCAACCAGACUCCAGCUUUCAUGAAUGUCAAUGCAACUGAUUCCUUAUCUGGAAAUUCUAUUGCCACAAUAUCGCCGGCCGCUGAAGUAAGCACUCCGGAUCUGUCGCACAAUUAUUCAUUCCGCGGCGACGAAGUUCCGGCAAUUUCUGAACAGGAUGUAAUUUCCGAAGUGUCAGGCAGCACAACCGGACGAAACAAGGGGAUCAUUCCCCUAGAAGAAGUGGACAGCUGGAUUAGCGAUAAUUUUUUGCCUAGCAAGACAGCACAACUGAAAAGUGACCUGAUUUGGCAUUUCUUUGAAAGAUUUUGCGCAAGCAAAAAUUAUGUCCCAAUGCCGAACUUUCGAAAAAGCCUUGGCCGGCGAUUGUCGAAUCGGUUCAACGUAAGCGGGGGUUUCAACUGCGGAAACAAAAGUGCUAAGGGACAAAAAAGGUCCGGCAUUAAGUUGUCCGAAGAAGGAACUGUUGCGUUUGAAAGUUUGACAGGGCAUAAUGUGACGAAAAUUAUAGUACGCUAUUAACGUGCCGUUU
Molecule: messenger RNA, 923 nt
Organism: Paramacrobiotus metropolitanus
Lineage: Eukaryota; Metazoa; Tardigrada; Eutardigrada; Parachela; Macrobiotidae
Exons: 8
Coding region: 20-913 (297 amino acids)
Source: RefSeq, a predicted model, not a curated record